Salvia hispanica is the source of this 1723-nucleotide messenger RNA. Its product is annotated as putative serine/threonine-protein kinase PBL7. Gene Ontology annotation, molecular function: ATP binding; protein kinase activity. Gene Ontology annotation, biological process: protein phosphorylation. The record is from RefSeq and is a predicted model, not a curated record. Lineage: Eukaryota; Viridiplantae; Streptophyta; Magnoliopsida; Lamiales; Lamiaceae.
UCUCUCUCUCCCUCCCUCCCUCCCUCAAAUCGCGUUUGGUGUCCCUUUCUUGGCCCCCCACUCCUUCUCGACUUCUCAAUUUCUCCCCUUUUUCUUUUUCUCCUUUUCGCAGCUGUUAAUUCUCAUCUAGAGCUCGCAUUAUAGUGAGAGGGAGAGAGGGAGAGAGCUGAGAAAUGGGGUGGUUCCUUUGUUCUGGAAAAUCGAAGAAGAGAGUGAAGAAAGAACAUGAUAAGAAGUGUGAUGAUCAGAUCCCUUCAGAAAAACUUAAGGCGAAUCCAUUGUUUGAUGUAAAGAAGGAACCUUCUAAAGAUGGAGGGUCUGGUCACAUUGCUGCUCACACGUUUACCUUCCGUGAGUUGGCCACUGCUGCCAAAAACUUUAGACCAGAUUGUCUUUUAGGCGAAGGUGGAUUUGGUAGAGUGUAUAAAGGACGACUAGAAAGCACCAACCAGGUCGUGGCUAUAAAGCAACUUGACCGCAAUGGUUUGCAAGGAAACAGGGAAUUUCUUGUUGAGGUCUUGAUGUUAAGUCUACUUCAUCACCCGAACUUAGUGAACUUGAUCGGAUACUGUGCUGAUGGAGAUCAGAGGCUCUUGGUAUAUGAAUUCAUGCCAUUAGGAUCGUUGGAAGACCAUCUACACGACCUUCCACCAGAUAAGAAACGUCUAGAUUGGAAUACGAGAAUGAAAAUAGCUGCCGGGGCAGCAAAGGGUUUGGAGUAUUUGCACGAUAAAGCAAACCCGCCUGUUAUAUAUCGAGAUCUAAAGUGUUCAAAUAUCUUACUCGACGAAGAUUAUCAUCCCAAGUUGUCUGAUUUUGGGUUGGCCAAAUUAGGCCCUGUUGGUGACAAGACACAUGUGUCCACUAGAGUGAUGGGAACCUACGGUUAUUGUGCACCGGAAUACGCCAUGACGGGACAGCUCACUUUAAAAUCCGAUGUCUAUAGUUUUGGAGUCGUCCUUCUCGAAAUCAUUACAGGGAGAAAGGCCAUUGACAAUUCAAGAGCUGCUGGUGAACACAAUCUUGUUGCUUGGGCUCGGCCUCUAUUUAAAGACCGUAGGAAGUUCUCACAAAUGGCCGAUCCCACGCUCCAAGGCCAGUAUCCGGCGAGGGGACUGUACCAAGCUCUCGCCGUCGCAGCAAUGUGUGUACAGGAGCAACCAAAUAUGCGGCCUCUAAUGGCGGAUGUGGUGACGGCCUUGACUUAUCUUGCUUCGCAGAAAUAUGACCCCGAGACUCAGCCCGUGCAGAGGCCGAGCUCGAGCUCCUCGACUCCAAGAAUGCGAAGAGAGUCGCGAUGAUAAGCUGCUCAAGAUUCCUAUGCCAUGAAGAAAGGUUUGUAUGAACCAAUGUGAGCCCCCCCUUGAGAAUGGAUGAGUAUAGUGAAGUUUUCGAUCCUCUCGAUUAUCGGAAGCUGCAUCUCGAAGGGUGCUGUUACGGAGUUUGGAUUCGUCUAGAGGUGUCGUUGGUCGUCGUCUUUAGUUAUGGAGAAGAAGGUGGUGAAGCUCCCCACCCAAACCAUGUUGUUUUUGUGAAGAUUUUCCCUUUUAUUGUAUGUAGGCUUUUCUUGAUCCUUUGGUUUUCGUUCUCUCUUCUUUUUGCCUAAUUCCUCUUUUUCAGACCUAUCUCUAAUGUGUACUUGAAGAUUUCAGGAAUUUGAGAUGAGAGAUCUUGUAAUUUAAAUAUGUUAAUACGAAUGGGUAUAAACAUCAUAUUGCUUGAA